Molecule: messenger RNA, 1461 nt
Organism: Coniophora puteana RWD-64-598 SS2
Lineage: Eukaryota; Fungi; Basidiomycota; Agaricomycetes; Boletales; Coniophoraceae
Product: FAD/NAD(P)-binding domain-containing protein
Exons: 3
Coding region: 1-1377 (458 amino acids)
Molecular function (GO): FAD binding
Source: RefSeq, a predicted model, not a curated record
AUGACGACUCUCCCAGAUACAACUACAGUACUCAUUGUUGGCGCAGGGCCGGCAGGCCUCGCCUCCGCCUUGUCAUUAAUCAAACAAGGCGUUACCGACCUUACCAUCGUAGACGCGGUAGCUCAGGGCGACAACGCGUCGCGAGCACUGGUCGUGCACGCAGCUACCCUCGAGGCUCUGGACACCAUCGACUGUGCGCAAGAGCUCAUUGACGGAGGAAUCAAGAAUAGGGUGUUCAGACUCUGGUCGCAGACUUCAUCCCUCGCAGAGAUUAACUUCGACACUCUGAAAGGGUACACCAAGUUUCCGUUUGCCUUGUCUGCGCCGCAGAGUCUGACCGAACGAAUUCUCAACAAGAAGCUCAAGGGUUUGGGUGUUCACAUCCAUCGACCCCUGAAGGUUGUAGGCAUGCGCCGACAUGCCCAGGAUAGCGCAUACACCGACGUCACAUUCGAGAAUGGCAGCGUCAUAAGGGCCAAAUACAUCAUUGGCGCGGAUGGAGCUCGCUCUGUCGUUCGAACCAACGCUGGCAUCGGUUUCGCGGAUCCAGAUGGCACGGACAUUGCUACACUGGAAGGGAAGGUUAGCCAGCUCUGCACCGCAGACGUGAUUCUCAACAACGAGGAGAGAGUCAACAAGGAGUUGCGCGUCAUCGCUUCCUCCGGCUCUAUCUUCAUCUACGUUCCCCUUCCCAAGACCGUGAACGAACAGUAUGGUCGCCCCUCUGAUCAAACUAUCUUUCGGCUCGUUACCGGAUCCGCCCAAGAGAUUCCUCAUGCCCCCGGAGUCGAAUGGCUGCAGAAGAUGGCAGACAAAGACGGUCCUAUCUUCAUCUCCUCGGACCCUACUGUCAAUCCUAACGGCACGACGAUUAAGGAUGUCGUCUGGUCCUCGCGGUUCCGCACGCACUCUGCUAUCGCGGAUCGCGCCUUCAUUCGACUCGACUCUGAUCCCAAUGCGAAUCCCAGCGAUCCGAAGGCACCUGUCGAGGGGGGCGCUAUCUUGCUCGUAGGCGACGCCGCGCACAUCCACUCGCCCGCAGGCGGCCAGGGGAUGAACCUGGGCAUUCGCGACGCUGUCUCCAUCGGCAAGCCCAUCGCCGAGCACAUCAAGGCUACCCAGUCUUCCCCAGCCACGGUUGAUGAUGACAAGAUCCUACUCCACUUCGCUCAAGAAAGACACAAUCGCGCGGCCGAUGUCAUCCAUUUCACCAAAUCGCUACUCGGUAUGUUGGGGCCCAAGUACAGCGAGAAGCUUUUCUGGUGGCUGCCUAUUAGUCGGGCAACUGUUCGGGAUUGGGCGAUUUGGAUCGGUACGAAACCCAGGUUUGUGCAGUCGAGAAUUGCUUGGAACUUGAGUGGACUAGGAAGACCCUGAAGGGCAGGAAGCAGCUAUAAUCCUCGAGAAUAGUACUGAUGUAGUAUUUGCAAUUUUUACUGUAGACGAUGAACGUCAGAAAUC